CUGAAUCUCAAGGAGACGAUUUUGCUUCGCCAGGCCGGCCGCCAUCUGGAGUCGCCGCCGUUGAUCGCGACGCCGCCGACGCGAAGAUGUCUUCAGCUUACGUCUACGGCUUCAAGUGCAUCGUCAUCGGCGACACAGGCGUGGGGAAGUCGUGCCUGAUGCUGCAGUUCACCGACAAGAGGUUCCGGCCGGGCCACGACCUCACCAUCGGCGUCGAGUACGGCGCGCGCAUCGUCCCCGUCGACGGCGUGCCCACCAAGAUCCAGGUCUGGGACACGGCAGGGCAGGAAGCGUUCCGAUCUAUAACAAGAUCAUACUACAGAGGAGCCGCCGCGGCGGUCUUGGUUUAUGACAUCACCAGGAGGGAGACCUUUAAUCAUGUCGCAAGCUGGCUAGAAGAUGCCAAGCAGCUUGUUAGUCCCCACCUGACAAUGGUGCUCGUUGGAAGCAAAUGUGACCUGAGCAAUAGGCGCUCCGUCAGCUAUGAGGAGGGUGAACGGUUUGCCAUGGAGCAUGGAAUGAUCUUUUUGGAGGCGUCGGCGAAAACUGCGCAGAAUGUUGAGGAGGCGUUCACUGCUGCUGCAAGAAUAGUGAUCAAGAAAAUUAAAGACGGUGUCAUCGAUUCUUCUGGCACCUCAAGUACCAAAAUUAUCCCGGACAAAGAUGAAUCCAGUGGUGGUGGUGCCAAGCCCUCUAAGAUGGCUCCAAAGAAAUCCAAAACCAAGACGGAAGUUGUCAAGAACCUUGCAAAAGGUUGGAAGAAAUGCAAGAUGACUGAAUCGGACAUCACCGCUUUGGUUGAUGAGCGUCUGCUUCAGUCCCACGCCGUCAUCCAACGGCACCAUGCUGUAGGAGAAGAUCGUCAGUACGAUGGCCACCUAGUGGAUCAUCGGAGCUUUGAAGCUGCUGCUCAACGCGUUGUGGAGAUGGUUGAUCCGCUCGAGGAAGGAACGUUGAGUACCAAGACUCUAGUGGAGAGCUUGGAAGAAGCUCCUCAGAAGAUCCUCAGCUAUGUCUCCGAUAACACGAAGGCAUAUGUGGCUCAUGUCCUGGCUUUAGUAAAGUCGUACUAG
Messenger RNA from Panicum virgatum (switchgrass), 1073 nucleotides. RefSeq names its product ras-related protein Rab-2-A-like. NCBI's taxonomy places the organism in Eukaryota, Viridiplantae, Streptophyta, Magnoliopsida, Poales, Poaceae. The transcript is spliced from 8 exons. Gene Ontology annotation, molecular function: GTPase activity; GTP binding. The record is from RefSeq and is a predicted model, not a curated record. Bases 87 to 1073 code for a protein of 328 amino acids. Gene Ontology annotation, cellular component: Golgi apparatus.